AUGACCGCAAUAACGAUUCACGAAUUACUACAGUCUACAACAAGUUGUAGCUCCAUCACCACAGGAGACACCCUGACGGGAGAAUUGCUUCUUAUAACAGAAUUCGGGGAAGAUACUAAACAAGGCACCAUUCGUCUCAUUGACAUAAAUACCAGAGAAUCCAUUGCAUGUCUCAUGGAUCGCUUUUCUCCUGACUUCCAUGAAAGUGUAGUAUCGAUCAAGCAAUGGAAUUUCAUUAAAGAUGGCUGCUUAUUCCUCGAGUUCAGAGCCGACGACACUUACCAAGACGGAUCCGAUCUUUCCAUUAUUCGCGACCACAUUGUUAAAGAGAAUGAACUGUUCCGUACGACUUUCAAGGGAGAAGUGUACUACAUGCCUCAUAAAGAUCUUUCUGCAAAUGCCACUCAUUUUGUCGGGAAAGUAAAGGCCAUUACAGGUCUUCGUAUUCGUCGAUAUACACCUGCAACUUUCCUUAUGGAGCUGAUCGACCAAGAAGACAAUGAAUCCAUUUUUAUCAGUUUUUCUGGUGAUAUGUUUAUCGCUUACCGCUCCCACUUUCAGAUUAAUAACACUUACGCGUUUCAAGGACUAGAGAGGGCAAACAAUGAACAGUAUCAGUAUUCAUUUACCUCUGCGACAAAAUGCUGUGUAAUUACAUCUUCACAGUACUUGAAUGAAAUUAAAAAAGUGCCACAUGUAUAUCAGCCCAAAGUGAAUCUGGCGCAAUCAGCAUCAUUUGCAGGCCAAGUCACUCGAGUGAUCGACUCUUUAUUCGGAAUAUAUGAAAUAGAUAACCUAUUUGUCCUAAGUCUUUUCAAUUGUCCAAGCUAUGAGCUCAAUAUGCCUUACCGAGUAAACACCAGAAUAGUUGUCCACAAUAUCCACCCAACAUGGAUUCAUUCCGGUAAAGAGAAUAGCCAUUUGUUGACAGCCUGGAACAAGGCCAGUCCUUGCGCUGUGAUGGGAUCGUGCAGCAAAACACAUGUUGAUAUUAUUGAAUUCUCCAAUGAUUUAAAUGUUACAUGUGAAAACAUGGAAGUUGUGACAAACCAUGUUGAAUUAUACAUUGAUUGCAUUAUGAAUUUCGCAUCAUUCGCGGAACAUAUUCGACAAUUGGAACUAUACGAAAGUUUGAACAAUCGAUUUAAUGUAGACUGGACUCCAAAGGAAUUUAUGGAAAUGUUUAAAGCCAUCAUGAAGUAUGUUCUUGAUGAUACAAAUCGUGAAUUUGAACGUUGUGUUGAUGACUUUACUAAUUUUACCACUCAUCAAGUCGAUUGUUCUAAGAUGAGACCGGAUCAGUCAGAAAAUAUUUACUUAAAUAGCUACUUGACGCUUGCAAGUUUGAAGGCGAACUUGAUUGCACAGCUCCAACCUUAUGAAUCGAAUAUUUAUGGCGGCAGUAAUAUUCGUGUAAUUGAUGAUGUUUCCAUUCGAUCGUCGCUUUUCAAAGAAGACAACUCAUAUGUCGUGGGUCUUGAAGUUAUGACAAACGAUGGUAGGGUGAUGCUAAGCGAGCAAGGCACAGAGAUCGAACUGAUGACCACAGCACAGAUCGUAUUUGAUGGUGUUUAUAUUAUAAAAGAAGCAAGGAUGUUUGAAGAAGAUUUAUCUUACAGUCAUGCCUAUGAAGACGUAAGAGAAGUUAUUAAGCACACGUAUAUUACAUGCGAUGCGCAAAACAUGUACCUAGUACGACAACCGUUGACACCCAAGUUUCAUAUGGAAGCACAGUUUGACCCAUAUACAACUAUCGGAUUUACCUGCACAAAUGAAAACGUUCAAAAUUAUUCUGUGAUACGUAUUUUGGAAAUUUAUCCUAUUCUGGCCACUUUACAUAAUACUCUGGACGACCCAACCCCAAUUGUAUGCAUGGAAUCGCGUAUACUUGUAGAGAUCUAUCCGAUUAAUGCACCAUCAAGAUUGAGGAGAGCAGUUCUGGUAGCUAGCAGCCUUACUGACACUUUAGAUUAUAGCAAAAUCUGCCAACCGGACGACUGGUGUAUCAUUUCAGGCAUGCACGAAGGACAAAUAAAUACCAUAUAUUUGGACAAGGAAGCAAACCAUAUGUUUCAAAUUAGCAUGCAGCCUACUACAACAGAAUCCUCAACAUCUAUUACACCUGUCAUAGUUUCAGAAAGCAGACGCAGGGAUAUGACACGACUAAUUCUCAGUGUCUCCCAACUGACCAGAGAAGCUUUAGCCCCAGACGAAACCUACUUAUAUCAAGAAUACUCUUAUUACACUAGCCCUGUUCAUGUAAUUGGUGUGGUGGUUAGCAAGAAACUUAUGGAUGCAUUUGGAAGAAGAGGUCCUCUAGAAGAACAAGAUAGAGAUUUGUAUGACCAGCUCGGUGCUGGUACUGGAUUUUUUGAUCGAAUAAUACAAGUACAGCUAAGACAAGAUGAUACACCAGAAUUUAUUACCAUUUAUGUACCUGUUACAAAAAUCCAUUAUCCCCUUGGUCUUGUACCUGGAGCCGUAGUCACCUUUAGAAAUUUGCUAAGAAGAUCCAAUAGAAAUAAUAGGAGUCUUACCUGUACCACGUCGGAAACGUCAUUGAUCCAAGCCAACGUUACAUUGCAUGAAGAACCUGAAAUGGCUAGGGGUGGAAUCAUCGAUGGAAUUGCCCAGAAAUAUGUCCGCGAUUUGGUAGCGAUUGAUGAGGCUAAUGACAAUGGCGAAAUAUUCAGGAUUUACUGUAGUGUCCGGUCAAUUUUACACGUGGAGUUGAAAUGGACAUGUAAGCGGUGUGCCACUGACUUAUUAAAUGGACUAUGUUAUCGUAUGUGCACAGAUGCUUCCCGUUGCUUUAUUGUGUCUGCUUUUUUGGAAGUCAGUGACGGGUAUGGCGUUGUUCUAGCAACGGUGGAUGGUUGGAAUCUUAUUAAAAAGUUACUUCAGUUAACCGAGAAACAAAAGAAUGGACUCGAACAACUUGCUUUGGAAUAUGGUGCCAUUAAGUACAAUCAGUUCAAGGGAUGUCGUGUUCGUUCUAAAGAGGCUUCAGAACCAGCAGGGGAAGCUGCAUUUAAAGAUAAGCAAAAUGCCCUCUUAGACUGUACCUUAGAUACAUUGUUCGAAAAGGUCAAAACCAUUGGGAGUAGAUGGAUGUAUGGCACGUUGAUGAAGAAUAAGCAGGAGCCGUCCAACCCAGUGCUAGAUAAUCUACAAGUUGCUGAGAUUCAAGGACACAAAUUUUAUGAAGAAAUCAAUAAAAAGAUCAAGGUCCUCGAUAUUAGAAACGCAGAUAGUGUGACCUAUGCUUACAAUGAAGUGCGAAACGCUUUAAAUUAA
Mucor mucedo is the source of this 3297-nucleotide messenger RNA. RefSeq lists its product as uncharacterized. The record is from RefSeq and is a predicted model, not a curated record. Gene Ontology annotation, cellular component: CST complex. NCBI's taxonomy places the organism in Eukaryota, Fungi, Mucoromycota, Mucoromycetes, Mucorales, Mucoraceae. The coding region runs from base 1 to 3297 and encodes 1098 amino acids. Gene Ontology annotation, biological process: positive regulation of DNA replication; telomere maintenance via telomere lengthening. Gene Ontology annotation, molecular function: single-stranded DNA binding; telomeric repeat DNA binding. The transcript has a single exon.